AAAAUAAAAAAAUCACCCUGGCUGAUGCAGAAUCCAGCCUCCAGCUCCUCCUCUCUCUCAUCAGGAGGGGAACACGAGCCGCCCGCACCGCCCCUUCGCACAUUCACCGGCUCCACUCCACGAGGUGGAUGAAACACAAACGCACCACUGUCGCCCACCUACCCCCCCUCAAAAAAAUGAAGCCUUUCUAACACCGUUUUAGCAUGGCGCCGCGAUACGCUUUUUGCCUUUUACUGCUUUUCUCCUCCGAGUGGACGCGUGUCUCCUCCAUCUCAACUUGCACGCCGGACGUAAGGUGCAGUCUCUCGGGUCAUUUGGCGCACAUCAGCGCGCCCCCCCGGGAGCUCCUGGCGCAGGAUUUGGCGCAUUUUGGAGCGCUUCCAGUCGGGGACUUUGUCGGAUCGCCCGGAGGCGACGGCAGCUCCGAAGUCACGGCUGCGAUCGCGGGAAGUUCACCCAAAGUCGAGGCACCACCCGCGCGGCAAGAAGACGCGUGUUGCCCCCAAGAAAAUGCGUCGGACUAUCAAGCAAAACUUUCGCCGCCUGACAACCAAAACGACGUGGACGGCGAGGAAAACGGGGAUGAUGUGGAUUCAACCGCGGAUGAGAACCGGAGGGGGAGAAGCGCGAGGGGCGCAGAGACUUGGGCCGAUGUGGGAGGCGAGGGCGCGCACGAAGCUUCGUUGCCCGACCCGGUGGAGGUCCAGCUGGCCAGCUCCACCUUCGCCCUGGCCGGGGACACCGCGCACAACCAGGCGAUGGUGCACUGGUCCGGCCAGAACAGCAGCGUCAUCCUCAUGUUGACCAAAUACUACGAUUUCAGCUCGGGCAGAGUGACGGAGAGUUCUUUGUGGAGAUCCACCGAUUACGGCAGCACGUACGAGAAACUUAAUGAGAAAGCGGGGCCCAAGACCAUCCUGAGCUACUUGUACGUCAGUCCCAACAACAAGCGCAAGAUCAUGCUACUGACCGACCCGGAGGUGGAGAGCAGCCUGCUCAUUAGCCUUGACGAGGGGGCGUCCUAUCAGAAACACAGCUUAGCCUUUGAUAUCCUCAGUCUUCUUUUUCACCCCGAGCAGGAGGACUGGAUCCUGGCUUACAGCCACGACCAAAAGCUGUACGUCUCCGUGGAAUUUGGCAGGAGGUGGCAGCUUGUGCACGACAACGUUGUCCCCAACAGAUUCUACUGGUCCAGGUUGGGCUUGGACAAAGAGCAAGGAAUGAUCCACCUGGAGAUCAACGUCUCUGAUGGACGGUCGCAGUACAUCACUUGCAAACUUCAAAAUUGCUCAGAGGGAAACAAGGGCAAGCCUUUCCCCGGAUUUAUCAUCCCCAACUCCCUGGUGGUGCAGGAUGAAUAUGUUUUCAUCCAGGUGCCAACAGGAGGCCAGUCCGUUCAUUACGUGUCCUACAGAAGACACUCCUUCUACCCGGUCAAGCUUCCAAAGUACACUCUGCCAAAAGACUUGCAGAUUAUUAGCACCGAUGACAACCAGGUGGUGGCGGCCAUUCAAGACUGGCACCAGAACGACUCGUACAACCUGUACAUGUCCGAGUCCAGGGGUCUCUUCUUCACGCUGAUGCUGGAGGACGUGGUGAGCAGCGGAGGGCCGGAAGGCAACAUCAUGAUCGACCUUUACGAGGUGGGCGGCACAUAAUAUAGGAAUACUCACCGUCAUGUAUUCUUUAUCCUCUGCGAAGAACAACUAUGGCGGCUUCUGCAGGCCCCGGCGACGGAUCUCCAAGGCAAACGGGUCGACUGUGAGCAACCGUACUGCUCGUUACAUCUGCAUCUUCACGUUUCGGAGAACCCUUACACCUCUGGAAACAUCGUCAGCAAAGAUACAGCGCCUGGAGUGAUCAUCGCAUCGGGAGUAGUCGGACCAGAGCUUACCACCACUAAUGUCAGCAUUUUCAUCACAUCCGACGCUGGCAACACGUGGAGAGAGGUUUUUCAGGAAGAGUACAGCGUGUUUUUCCUGAAUCAAGGAGGAUCUCUGGUGGCUAUCCGACACACACCUCUGCCUAUUAGACAUAUCUGGCUGAGUUUUGAUGAGGGCAGAAACUGGGACAAAUUUAGCUUCACCUCCUCGCCGCUCUAUGUCGACGGGGUGCUGGGGGAGCCCGGAGAGGACACCCUCAUCAUGACAAUCUUCGGUCACUUCAGUCACCGAUCCGAGUGGCAACUCGUCAAAAUUGACUUCCGCUCCAUUUUUCAACACCGCUGCACUUCGCAAGAUUACGUGACGUGGCAGUUGGACAAUGAGGGAGAAGUGUGCAUCAUGGGAAUGAAGAGAAUCUUCCAGAAACUGCGAGUAAACGCUCGAUGUGUCAAGGCCAGAGAACAGUACAUCUCUCAGAUGUCAGAAUCCUGUCCGUGCACAGAGGCCGAUUUUGAGUGCGACUAUGGAUUUGAGAGGCAGGUCGAUGGGAGCUGCACGCCGUCGUUCUGGUUUGUUCCGUCGGCCACAUCCAGAGAUUGCAUCAACGGGGACAGCUUCCUCAAUUCCACAGGAUACCGCCGAGCUUUAUCUAACAACUGCACCGCGGGGACUCUGCGAAAGUACAGCCCCAGGCGGCAGAAGUGUCCCAGUCAAGUCCCCAAGGGCCUGCAGCUCUUCACCAGCGAGGGCACACUGGUAGCCACGCUCGACAAGAACGUCACCUUCUUGGUCUUUCUCGAAGAGGGCCUCAGCUCGACGACGAGCAUCACGGUGGACUUUGGCGACGGCACCGCGAUAUCCUACGUGAACAUCAGCUCCAUCGAGGACGGGGUCAAGCACGUCUACGGCAAAGUCGGCAUCUACCAAGUUUCUGCCAUCGCGAGCAACUUUCUGGGAUUUGAUCGGGUGACUCUGUACCUCCACGUCACUUGUUUGCUGGAGCAGGUGCAGCUCUCCGGUCCGUCCGUGGCCGUCAAGAACAAAGCCGUAAACUUCACGACGGCGCUGCGGCCCGUCAACGUGGGCACGGUCACGUACUACUGGUGGUUUGACAACAAAACAGAGCCUUUGCUGAGCCUGGUUGGAGGGACGUCCUUCACCUUCUCCCGGGAAGGAAGUCACGUGGUCACCGUGCAGGCUUCAGUCGGGAACACGGUCCAGCAGGACCACAUGACGGUGGCGGUUUAUGAUUAUUUCCAGUCACAUAUUCUAGCUUUUUCCUCUAAUCUGGAUGAUGCCAAUCCCGAUCUUGCUGAGUGGCGGACAGACAUCGGGAGGGUGGUGAAGCGCUCUGUGGUCCAGGUCACCGGGAUCAGCGAGGAUCAGCUGCUGAUCAGUGUGCUCCCCGGUCUGCCGACCACGGCCGAGAUCUUCAUCGUUCCCAACAAGGGGCACCGCGGCGGCGCUGCGGGUGAAAAGCGGCUACACCUGGAACAGCUCUCGCAGGUGCUGCUAAAUGCUCUAAACCAGGACCUCGUCCAGUUCACACUCAAGGCGGGAGUGCAGGUGAAUGUCUACGCCAGCAGACUGUCGCCAGCUCCUCUGGUGGACGGCAGCGAUAGCAGCCACAGCAGCACUGCAAUUAUCAUGCUGGUGUCCGUGGCUCUGAUGGGUCUGGUUGUCUUUGCCGUGUACAAAUUCAAAAGGAAGAUCCCAGGCCUCAAGACGUACACGGCGGAGCAGCCUGACAAAGAGCAAGAGGUCGUGCCCACAGUCACCUCCAUGGCGGACGCGAAAGCCGAGGCGGACGGCCUGACCUCACUGGAUCGCGUGGAUGUACAGCUGGAUUCAAAGAGCGCAGGCUACCUGCCAUCGCACGCAGACAUCAAGCUGUCUGAUGAAGCGCCCCACGUGUUUUAAUGUCGAGCGUCCGUGAGGCACGCCAAAGCAAUACAUCUUCCCUGGCACUUACUUGCAGCGCGGUCACGAUGAAUGCUCUCGAGUGUUUUGCUACCCAUGCAGAAGACGGCGCGGGCUGCGGGCUGCGGGCUGCGACGCGCCCGCCGAAUCCCUCCGAGGAGACUGUACAGAUUUAUACGCGCCGGCCUCUCCGAAUGGGACUCCUUUUUUGACUGGAGAGUAUUUUUUUGCAAGAACCUUGAUCUUUUUAUGUAAAUAGUGUACAGUGUGUUCGGAACGGAAGCAAAAACGCCUGCCUCCCGGACACUUGUCGAAAAAGGAGUGGAACAGCGGGACUAAUUCCUUUUAUUCUCGCUGUAGACCCCCCCCCCCAAUGUGGCCCACCAAGGCACAUAAAGUCCAUCAUCUUCAUGUUUCUUUGCUUACAUGGAUUUGACAGGAAAUCCAGACCAAAAUGUCAACUGUUAUCAUAUUACAAGCAUUUUUUUUUUGUUCACUAAAGAAAUUAAAAGAUGUAUGCACUGGU
Messenger RNA from Hippocampus comes (tiger tail seahorse), 4329 nucleotides. Its product is annotated as VPS10 domain-containing receptor SorCS1-like. NCBI's taxonomy places the organism in Eukaryota, Metazoa, Chordata, Actinopteri, Syngnathiformes, Syngnathidae. Gene Ontology annotation, biological process: post-Golgi vesicle-mediated transport. Gene Ontology annotation, cellular component: membrane; Golgi apparatus. The record is from RefSeq and is a predicted model, not a curated record. Gene Ontology annotation, molecular function: protein binding. The transcript is spliced from 27 exons.